Molecule: messenger RNA, 585 nt
Organism: Aspergillus mulundensis
Lineage: Eukaryota; Fungi; Ascomycota; Eurotiomycetes; Eurotiales; Aspergillaceae
Exons: 3
Coding region: 1-585 (194 amino acids)
Biological process (GO): transmembrane transport
Cellular component (GO): membrane
Molecular function (GO): transmembrane transporter activity
Source: RefSeq, a predicted model, not a curated record
AUGUCCGAAAAGAAAACCCUAGAAGUCGGUGAUGAGAAGCCCGAGGCUUUGCACCGCGAAGACACCAUCGGCCAGGAAAAGCAGCAGCAGCGAGCUGGCGACUACUCCGGCGCACGCAAGAAGACCGACCCAGCUGAGAUCCGCCUGGUGCGAAAGCUCGAUUUUUGGAUUAUGCCCACGCUGUGGUUGAUGUACUGGCUCAACUACCUUGAUCGCAAUGCCAUUGCCCUCGCACGCCUGAACGACCUCGAAGAGGACCUCAACCUUUCAUCCUCCCAGUAUCAGACUUGCGUGUCCAUUCUCUUCGUCGGGUACAUUUUGGGCCAGGUCCCAAGUAACAUGCUAAUCACGCGUCUCCGCCCAUCCCUUUACAUGUCCGGGGCCAUGGCCGCUUGGGCCGUGGUCAGCGCCCUCACAGCCCUAGCAAAGGACUUUACCGGCCUGCUCCUAGUCCGGUUCUUCCUUGGUCUCACAGAAACCCCCUACUACCCUGGCGCGCUUUACAUGCUCUCCAUCUUCUAUACCCGCAAGGACACCUUUACAACUCUCAGUAAUCUAGGGCCUAGUUAUAAAGGCCCUUUAUAA